Messenger RNA from Ruditapes philippinarum (Manila clam), 5358 nucleotides. Its product is annotated as calcium/calmodulin-dependent protein kinase type IV-like. Gene Ontology annotation, molecular function: ATP binding; protein serine/threonine kinase activity. The transcript is spliced from 7 exons. Lineage: Eukaryota; Metazoa; Mollusca; Bivalvia; Venerida; Veneridae. The record is from RefSeq and is a predicted model, not a curated record. Gene Ontology annotation, biological process: intracellular signal transduction; protein phosphorylation; positive regulation of apoptotic process. Bases 177 to 2387 code for a protein of 736 amino acids. Gene Ontology annotation, cellular component: nucleus.
CAACAAGCAAGGGGAGAUCACUGCGUGGAUAUUGUAUUUUUAGAAAUUCGUUCGAACAAUUUCGUACACUAAAAUGGACGGUCGAUAUAAAAUAAAUUGGAAGUAAAAUUUUGCAGAUAAAAGAAUGGUGAAGAAUUUAAUGUGAAAAAUAUAACUAGGAUAUAAAAUAAGGGAUAAUGUCAAUAAAGAACGGACCUCACCUGCCUCAUUACCACAAUGCAAUCAAAUCUACAAAUGACAGUGCUGUAUAUACACCAAGUACAAGCAUCAUCUCCGACCCUCUAACAGACAAGUACAUCGUAGGAGAGAAUAUUGGCAGGGGCAAAUUCGCUGUGGUGAGAAAAUGUACAAACAAAAAAACAGGGGAAGUGUUAGCAGCAAAGUUCAUCAAGAAAAGGAGAAGAGGAAAGUCCUGUCGAGAAGAGAUAUUGCGGGAAGUUGUCAUGCUGGAAAUGGCACUCGAUCAUCCACGACUGGUGAAUUUGAAGGAAGUGUAUGAAACCCAACAAGAACUUAUACUCAUAACAGAAUACUGUGCUGGUGGUGAGUUAUUCACAGAGUGUAUAUUAGAAGAGAAGUUUAAUGAGGCUGAUGUACGACUGUUGAUGUCUCAGAUAUUAGAGGGCCUUGUCUACCUACAUGAGAAGAAUAUUGUUCAUUUAGACUUGAAGCCACAGAAUAUUCUGUUAACAGACGAGUUUCCGAAGGGCUCUGUGAAGAUAUGUGAUUUAGGAUUUGCAUGUUUAGUAAAUACUGGUGAAGAUAUACGAGACAUUAUAGGCACUCCAGACUAUGUUGCUCCAGAGGUGUUAAACUAUGACACGUUGGGCUUGUACACAGACAUGUGGUCCCUCGGUGUACUGACAUAUGUAAUGUUGACAACUUGUUCACCUUUCGCAGCAGAAGAUAAACAAAUGACAUUUUCUAACAUAACCUCGGUGAACCUUGACUUCCCUGAAGAUUUGUUUGGAGACAUCAGUCAGGCUGCACAGGAUUUCAUACAAAAAUUACUAAUUGCCGAUCCAAGUGAAAGGAUGACAGCAAAAGAAUGUUUCAAUCACGAAUGGCUAGCAGGAUAUGUGGGCUCAAGUACAAAACCAUUGACGAUAGGUUACGAUGAAACAGUAGACCACAAAACCGGUGAAAAUAUAGAAAGUAUUGAACACCUAAAUGACCCUGAUAAAAGAAUUAGUGAUUCUAAAGAAGGCGAAUUGGACAAUGAAAUUGAAAGUAAGGUAAAAGAUCAGUUUAGGGGGAAAAUUGAAAACCAAACGUCGGAAAUGUCAGUAACAGACGAUAAGGAGGAUACAAAAUUAGACAAUGAGAUUGAAAAUAAGGUUACAGAUUCUUUUAGGGGGAAAAUUGAAAACCAGACAUCUGAAAUGUCAUUUACUGAAGAAAGGGAUGACGAAGGGAUAUUUGUUGAUCCUGAAUCUGAUUUAUCUUCUCAUGAAACAAACAUAUCUGAUAAACUUAGUGAGGAUCCUUACCAAGAAGGAAAUGUAACUCAUAAACAGAAUUUAAAUGCUAAUUACGUAGAACCUAGUAAUGAUGAAAUCAGAAAUAUAUGUACUGUAAAUAAUGUAUCAAGUUGUGAUGUGACACCAGAUACUGAUUCCAGUAUGUGUUUAACAGAAAGUAGACAACAAGAAGUAGAUUCUGGUAUGGCUACCAACUCAGAACCUUUAGAUAUAUCAGGUAGGACAAGUGUUGAACUUGAACCAGAUACUGAAUUGAAUAGCGAACCAAACAAUGACAUUGAAAUGUUAAAUAAAAGCUGUAUAGAAAAUGAUAUAAAAGAUGAAGUGGGUAAUGUAUCAGAAAGAACAGAAAAUAAUGAUUCUAACAAAACUGGUCUAUCAUCGGAUGGAAACAGGGAACAAAAUAUAGUUAAUAGUGAAGAUGCUGAUACUGCAAUGGAUGUAGAAAUGUUAGACACAUGUGAUAUUAGGGAACCUUUACCAGUAAAUGUAACAAAUGAUGCCAACAAUCAUACACCAGAUAAACAGCAUUCCAAGGGAGAAGAAAGUUGGUCAAAUGUAUCAGUUGAAGUUAACGCCCCCAAACAAGAAGCAUUAACUAAAGAUCCAGCAACAUCCCAAUCCAACCGUGACACAAAAGUACGUUCUUCUGUAAGCCAUAUAGAUGAUUCUAUAAAUAGCAUGCAGUUAGGAGAAAGUCUGAAACGAGGCAUGUGCAAUGAAUCCGAAUCAUCAGGGGCAAAUAAUCCAGAUGCUAAUAAUGAGGAGUAUGAAUUUGUUAGUGUUUCGAAAAGAGUUCGCAGUUAUGAGGAUAGUAUGACAUCAAAAAGUCCCACGUACAGUCCUUCAAUAGCCAAAAGUCCUAGAAUAGGCAGACACUCGAGAUUUCAUCAUCAACAUCAUUAAUGAGGUCACACUUACUGUUAGUGUUUUAGGAUUAUUUUAUUUUUAGGAAUGACUCUCAAGGUUUAAAGCUGUAUGUCUCCAAAUGAACUAAAAUAUUUUGAGAGAAUCAAACUUGAGAAAAAUGUACUUAGGUUUUAAGACAAGUAAAAAGAUUCAAGUAAUAAUUGUUAUACAUGUUAUGUGUGAUUAAUGCCUGAUUUUAUAGUAUCUAUUACCAUAUUUCUACAAUGAUACUAACACAGUAAGGGCUAUUUUUGCAUAUUUCUUACCUCUUUUUAGUAAUUUACAUUGAUUGUAAGUGCCGUUUGCAAUGUGUAAAUUAAUAUCUUUGCUCACUUUACAAUAUUUUACUUUUAAAUACAUUUUUAAAAUUUUUAUGAAAAUCAGCAUGAAUCUGGAGACACGCUGCUUUAAGCUUUAAAUAGAUUAUUGGACAUCAAGACUAGGUGGUGUAUAAUGUUAGUAAUUAGUAAUAAUGUUAGUAAUUAGUGAUAUACAAAUGUAUUUAUAGCUAGUGUUCUUCUGCUCGCAAAAUAUACUAUGAAGUUUUGAUCAGCAUUGCCGCAUAAUUAGUAAAUUUUUGGAUGAGAAUCUACUGUGACAGUCACCACUUAUAUUAGAAACAAUAACUAUAAUAUAAUGUUCCAACGUAAAUAAAGAGUGGGGUUUUUUUUGUGGGGUGUUUUUAUGUGGAUUUUUUUUUUUUUUUUUGCUUUCAUCCCUCAGUUACUAGUAAGGCUAUGACCGCAUGUUAAUUAUAAUGCUUUUUACAGGGUAAAUGCAUUUUAAAAUUAAUUUUCUUUGAGACAAAAUAAGUUUUUUGUAUAUUAUAUGAAACAAAUAUGGACUGUUUAGCAGGUGAAUAUGAUGUGAUAUGUUCUGAAAAAUGAAAAAUAUAUUGCUUAAAUCCUCUGAAUAUUGGAUUGUCUCCCCUGAUACAUUUUCUUCAUCAUUCAAACUUGUGAUACAGAGUAACAAAAAUAGAGUAAACAAAAGGAGUAUUCCACAGGAUUAGUUGGAAAUGUACUCCAGGAAUACAGUAACUGCUCAAUCAUGUAUAUAUUUUUCCAUCAUUUUCAUGCAUUUAUAAAAGUGAAAAGUAUGCAUGUUUCUCGAUCGAUCAAUAUUUUAUCAGUAUAUUACUGACAGUGUAUUACUCUAGAUAUAAACUUUCUUCUUCUAACCUAAAACUCGUACAUGUCGGUCUUGACACAAGAACGUGAUAGGUAUGAGCUGGACUAGGUAUAUAGAUAUCAUUAUUUUAGGAAAAAUACCUGCAAAAGUACUAAUAGAUACGUUAGAAUUUCUGAUAGUUAAAGUGGCUAUUCAAAACAUAUCAUAGCUUGUCCUUGUGAAACAAGAUAUGGAUUAUAUACUAUAAUACUAGAUAUACAGAGCCAACCAUAAAUACUUUUACACUUCUUGGAAAAUUGGUUUAUGGAUGAUAUACAAAUUUUUUCAAUCCUUAUCUUACAUGGUCAUUGCAUUAGUUUAAUAUAACAGACUGAAAACUAAAUAAAGAAAUUUUUAUUUGAAAAAAAUUUAAAAAUCAUCAUCAGUGCAUUCACGCAUUUGAAUUUUCUAUCUUUAACACAUAUUUUUGUGUAUGAUACCGUCUUGUAAAUUUACCAUAGGGCGUAAAUUGCCCCGCCUCAGUUCAGCCUUUGUUGAAAUGGUCACUCCAGUUGUGUGACCUCAACCCCUGUGAGAAUUGUGAUACACCACUAAAUACAAGUUGAAACGAUAGUGAAAGUGUAAAGUUGUAAACUUGUUGUAUUUUCAAUAAAUUUUUCAUCAUCUUGUUUACAGUCAUUUAUACACCUAACUGAUGCAAUAAAUAUUUCUGAAAUGGAUGAAUACUUUGUAAUACAAACAAAUUGUGUAAUUCUACCAAAUUGUGUGAUCAACCAAAUUGAAUUUUUCACGAGGUGUUAAAGUAUUUAUUGAUGGCACUGUAUAUCUGUUAUCAAAAUCAAGCUCAGACUAAUCAUUUAAAACUAAUUAGUUUUUUAACCCUUUUCAAUUUUAUCAUCAUAUUUAAACAUAUUGAUGAAAACAAUAAAGGUUUCACUGUUUUGAUAUACAUGUUUGAUUAUGUAAUAAUUUUGUUCAAGGAUCCAGUUAUAUACUAGAAUUAUGUGAUUAUGAGUUGGCCAGAGUUGUAAAGAAGUUUUUUUGGCCUUUUGAUAUUCAAUAUAAAACGCUUACCAGUACAUAUAUAUAUAUUAUGUUUAUCAUGAUUUUAUGUUUAUAGGUAAAUUUAUCAGCUUAUAUAGUAAUGUCAAUCAUCACAAAUGAGCCUCGCAUGACAAAACCAACAUAAUGGGUUUGCGGCCAGCAUGGAUCCAGACCAGCCUGCCCAUCCGAGCAGUCUGAUCAGGAUCCAUGCUGUCCGCUAUCAGUUUCUCUACUUGUAAUAGGGUUUGUAAGCGAACAGCAUGGAUCCUGAAUGCGCAGGCUGGUCUGGAUCCAUGCUGGUCGUAAACACACUAUGCUGGUUUUGUCAUUGCGUUGCUCAAAUAUAAAUUGAAUAGUUUAAUUAUGGAUGAUGAUGUGUGUCCGAUCUUUGUAUAUGUAUUUCAUACAUUGUAUAUCAUAAAAGAUGAUUUUAUUUUUGUAUAAUAUACAUUAACCUGACUUACCUUAAAACAACAUAUCAUAGGAUUAAAACAUAUAUUAUGUAGAUAUCUUUUAUUUAAUUUACGAACUUUAUUUACCUUACUUUAACAACUGUAAAACAAAUCAUUAUUAAUUAUGCUUUAUUUGUACAUUAUUUUUAUUUUUCCCCUCGUAACAAAUAAGAUGGACCAAUUUUACCACUUUUAUUUUCUACUUUUCUAUUAUUAUUCUAAGUUUGUGUAGCUCAUUUUAUGUUUUACAUACAGUAUAUGAGAGGUAAUAAUGUCAUUAUGUUUUUACCUAAUUUUACAUGUUUGGUGUAAUAAUUUUGAAUAGAAUAGGAUUUUUGUAG